GGGGCCGCUUGAGCGUGUAAAUAAAGGGCUCGGUUGUGAUUUUAAUAGACUCAUACUGCGUGUACUAGGCUGCAUACAUAGCAUUACGCGAUGGCAGAAACAAAACACUUGUCCGCUUCCACUUAAUAUGCUCCCUGUCGCGGGGAUAAGGGAGCCACCGGACCAGUCUCAAAAUGACCACCGGCAUCAGCCCCGUCUCCUGUCGGUUCGCAGAUUAUUUCGUGGUCUGCGGACUGGACACCGAAAGCGGGCUGGAACCAGACGAACUCUCCGCUUUAUGCCAGUAUAUAGAGGCUACUAAAUUCAGAGAUGGGGCCAGAGGAAAUUUGGCAGGGGCAAGUGAAGGUGAGAAUUUUGAGCAGAGUCCGCUACGGAGAACCUUUAAAUCCAAAGUUCUUGCACAUUACCCAGACAAUGUCGAGUGGAAUCCGUUUGACCAGGAUGCAGUCGGCAUGCUCUGUAUGCCGAAAGGUUUAGCCUUCAGGACGCAGGUGGAUUCCCGGCAGCCGCACUUUCACUCGUUCAUCAUCACCAGGGAGGACGGCUCUCGGACGUACGGAUUUGCUCUCACCUUCUUCGAGGAGGUGACCAGUCAGCAAAUCUGCAACGCCAUGCAGACUCUUUACCACAUGCACAAUGCCGAGCAGUAUGACAUCUUGCAUACCCCUACGUCCCCUCGUGGACCCGACGAGCCACGUCUCCAUCACCCCCACACUCAGUCUCGGCCCAUCCUCCACGCCGCGCCGGCCAUCUCUCGUCUGCAACGUUUCAAUUCGUAUGACAUCAGUCGAGACACGCUGUACGUGUCAAAGUGCAUCUGCUUGAUAACACCCAUGGCCUUUGCCCAAGCAUGCCAAAAGGUGCUGCAGCAACUUUACCAAGCCGUCACCUCGCCCAACCCCCCACCUCUCCCGCUGGAGAGCUACGUCUUCAACAUCCUCUAUGAGGUGCCCCUGCCACCCUCCGGGAGAUCCCUAAAGUUCUCAGGCGUUUACGGUCCUGUGGUGUGCCAGAGGCCGAGCACAUCAGAACUUCCGCUCUUUGACUUUGCCAUUGGUGAAAUGUUUAACCUGCUGGGGGUGGAGAACGUUCUACAGUUAUUCACCUGUGCCCUGCUCGAGAUGCAGAUACUGCUCUACUCACAGCAUUACCAGAGGCUGAUGACAGUUGCAGAGAGCAUCACAGCCUUAAUGUUCCCCUACCAGUGGCAGCACGUGUAUGUUCCAAUUCUGCCUGCCUCUCUCCUCCACUUCCUGGACGCCCCUGUUCCAUAUCUCAUGGGCCUGCACUCAAAUGGACAGGAUGACCGCACCAAGCUAGAGUUGCCGCAGGAGGCCAACUUGUGUUUUGUGGACAUCGACAACCAUUUUAUAGAACUUCCAGAAGAGUUGCCGCAGUUUCCCAACAAGCUUGAAUUCAUACAAGAGAUCUCGGAGGUGCUUGUGUCCUUCGGCAUGACACCGGAAGGAAACAUCCACUCGACAGACACGCAAGUCAAGCACAGAGGCUUGCGAUCAGCCGACGCCGUCUCCGACAAACGCAACGGCAACCUGGCGUCGCCUCUCAACUCUUACUUGUUGAGGGAGAAUGUAACCAUCGCCAGACUACAGGCUCUGGUCAAGAGGACAGGCGUUAGUUUGGAAAAGCUUGAGGUUCGAGAGGAUGCCAGCGGCAAUAAGGACCCGCGAUUUCAUUGUGAUGAUGAGGAGCUGAAGAUGCACCAGCUCAACAUCCACGUGCGUGAGGUCUUCGCCAACCGCUUCACCCAGAUGUUUGCUGACUACGAGGUGUUUGUGAUCCAGCCGAGCCAAGACAAGGAGUCCUGGUUCACCAAUCGAGACCAGAUGCAGAAUUUUGACAAGGCCUCCUUCCUGUCCGACCAGCCCGAGCCCUACCUACCUUUUCUGUCCCGUUUCCUGGAGACACAGAUGUUUGCCUCCUUCAUCGACAGCAAGAUCCUUUGCCAUGACGAUGAGGACAAGGAGCACACGCUGAGGGUGUUUGACACCCGGGUCGAUAAGGUCCGGAUGCUGAACGUCCGCACGCCCACCCUGCGCACCUCCAUGUACCAGAAGUGUACAAACAUUGAAGAGGCGGAGAAGGCCAUUGAGAUGAGAGUGAUGAAGAUCGACCACACAGCCCUACAUCCUCACCUUCUGGACAUGAAGAUUGGCCAAGGACGUUAUGAGCAAGGCUUCUUCCCACGACUGCAGUCCGAUGUGCUCUCCUCUGGGCCCACUAGCAACAAAUGGGCCAAGAGGAGCGCCCCUGCCCAAUGGAGGAGGCGGGACCGCCAGAAGCAGCACGCAGAGCACCUUUAUUUAGAUAAUGACCAGAGAGAGAAAUAUAUCCAAGAAGCAAGGAACUUGGGCACGACCAUCAGACAGCCCAAACUGUCCAACCUGUCACCUUCUGUCAUUGCUCAGACCAACUGGAAGUUUGUUGAGGGGUUACUAAAAGAAUGCCGGAUCAAGACCAAACGUAUGCUUGUUGAGAAGAUGGGUCGAGAGGCAGUGGAGUUGGGUCAUGUAGAAGUCAGCAUCACUGGUGUGGAAGAGAACACGCUGAUUGCCAGUCUGUGUGACUUGUUGGAGAGGAUCUGGAGCCACGGGCUGCAAGUUAAACAGGGUAAAUCUGCACUGUGGUCCCACCUGCUACAUUACCAGGAAAGCAAAGAAAAGAAAAGUGCAACCCCAGCUGGUUUUGGACCUCCAGGUUUUAUUCACGACACUGAAAGAAGGAAAUCGGAUGGUGGUGGAUCUGCCUUGCCCCCACUUAAAGUGUCCCUGAUCCAGGACAUGAGACACAUUCAAAACAUAAGUGAGAUCAAGACCGACGUGGGAAAGGCCAGAGCUUGGGUCCGCCUCUCCAUGGAGAAGAAAUUGCUCUCCAGACACCUGAAGCAGCUGCUGUCUGAUCUCGAGCUUACCAAAAAACUAUACAAGCGAUAUGCUUUCCUGCGCUGCGAUGAUGAGAAAGAGCAGUUUCUCUACCAUCUGCUGUCAUUCAACGCAGUGGACUACUUCUGUUUCACCAAUGUCUUCACCACCAUCAUGAUCCCUUAUCAUGUGGUGGUGGUUCCCAGUAAGAAGCUGGGUGGCUCAAUGUUUACAGCCAAUCCUUGGGUGUGCGUAUCAGGUGAACUGGCCGAGACGGGCAUCCUGCAGGUCCCCAGGAACACUCAGGAGAUCACAUUUGAGUGCCAGAACCUGGGUAAGUUGACCACAGUGCAGAUGGGUCAUGAUAACACGGGUCUCUACGCCAAGUGGUUGGUGGAAUGCGUUCUGGUCCGCAAUGAGAUCACAGGACACACAUACAAGUUUCCGUGCGGUCGGUGGCUGGGCAAAGGCGUGGAUGACGGCAGCCUGGAGAGGAUCCUCGUCGGGGAGCUGAUGACGCCCGUCACGGAGAACGACGAAAGGAUGUGUCGUACGCCGCCAAUGCAGCAGUCGCCGGGGAUGAUGAGGAGAUUUGUGACAAUCUCACCAAAUAGCAAGCCAAAGUUAAACACAGGUCAAAUCCAGGAGGGAGUGGGAGAAGCCAUCAACGGCAUCGUGAAGCACUUUCACAAACCGGAAAAGGAGAGAGGCAGUUUGACACUUCUCCUCUGUGGGGAGUUUGGUCUUGUCUGGGCUCUGGAGCAGGUUUUCCAGCAUGGUUUUAAAUCACCUAGACUCUUUAAAAAUGUCUUCAUCUGGGACUUCUUGGAAAAAGCACAAGUGUACUUUGAAAGCGCUGAGCAACGGGAGGUGAAUCCGGAUGAGAAUUGGCAAAGCCGAGUGCGCCACUUCUGCCGCUUCAUGCGCGCCAUAAACAACACGUCAAGAAACAUUGGCAAGGACGGAAAGUUCCAGAUGCUCAUUUGUCUGGGUGCAAGGGACCAUUUGCUACACCACUGGAUCGCCCUUCUCGCAGACUGUCCAAUCAUGGCGCAAAUGUACGAAGACGCCGCGCUGAUCAAGGACCGCUCGCUGGUGAACUCUCUGAUUCGAGUUCUUCAGACUCUGCAGGAGUUCAAUAUCACCCUGGAGGCAUCGCUCAUUAAAGGUGUCGGGAUUUAAACCAAACCAGCUUCACGCUGGUUGCACCAAUUCAAUGAACCUUUUAGAUGCAGGAACAGACUCGAAACAGAUGACAUACUUUGGCUUAUGUUAAAGACACUAUUACAUUUGCCAUAUAUUGUAUUGAAGUGCAAUGAGCCUUUUGAAAUCUAUUGUUUUUUUAUCCCCAAUAAUGUGCUCAUGUUUCAAACAUGCUUUCUUUUAUGAACCAUGUUUUCCCAUAUUAUUGUCAAUGACCUUCUUGUGAUACCUUUUAUCAAACGCUUAAGAUUUUCAUUGUUGGAAUGAACUGCUGACUAUGGCUGUAUUUAAAGGGAGUUUGGGGUCAAAACUGUUAAUAUAUUUUAUCAGAGAAAAACAGUAUUUUGUCAAAUCAGUCAAGUGGCUUGCUCUAUUGUCCAGUCUUCUAAUGUCAUAACGCAGAGCAGAAAGCAAAUAUAGAGGUGUAUUUGAUAAGUAUGGAUGUGACAGAAAUGGGAGAGUUGAACUGUGGCACCUACAAAAGAAGCCAAGGGCCGCUUCCAUUGCAGCCUUUUUUUGGGAAAUGUAUGCAGACCUUUUUAUGUGAAAUAACUUUGUACCCUCAGUACAAAAAAUGGAUUCUCCUUGCAUGAAAUAAAGACUCCAUAACGGAUGGAAGAUACAAGUGCUCCCAAGGGUUCCACCUUUCUGAACAGUGGCAGCCUUUAUGUAAAUGGCUCCAUCCGACUUCUCUUCAACUGCUUUCCUGCCCAUGUCGGCAUCUUGGAGGAAAAUAACCUUGAUCCCCUGCUACUCCUUUGCAGUCAUCCCUAAAGGGAGCAAAAAUACUUUUAUUGACCACCACCUGAUUUUAUUGUCAUGGUUUCUUGCUAUGCAAUUUCCACAGCAGAAAAUGUGCCCCCCCCCCGCCCCCCCACACAAAGCCUGUCAGGGCCGCCUGAGAUCACACCGGGUCAUCUUUCAUGAACUUCUAUGUAUAGAGUAAAGAGAUUUGAUAAUUGAAGGUCUCCUUUUUUGUGCCAACAGUGACUGGAAUGAACUCUUCUCUAUAUGACUCAUACAUGAGUGUCUUGCAAGAUAUAUAUUUUUGUUUUCCAAAAAAAAAACUGUUGUACAUUUAUGAUAUAGCUGUGUAAUGUAGUGUUUACUAAGUGAGAGACCAUGUACAGUGUAAAAAUAUAUCAAGAAUAAAAGCAUCUGUAAUGUUA
This is a messenger RNA of Hippocampus zosterae (dwarf seahorse), 5251 nucleotides long. RefSeq names its product DENN/MADD domain containing 5A (gene dennd5a). The transcript has 23 exons. Gene Ontology annotation, molecular function: small GTPase binding; guanyl-nucleotide exchange factor activity. The coding region runs from base 174 to 4061 and encodes 1295 amino acids. NCBI's taxonomy places the organism in Eukaryota, Metazoa, Chordata, Actinopteri, Syngnathiformes, Syngnathidae. The record is from RefSeq and is a predicted model, not a curated record.